GCAAAUUUUUGACAGCGUGACUUGUGAAAUUUGUGGUGGCGAAAGCAUAAAAGAAAACAGUGGUGUGAAAAUAGGGCUUUUCUUGUGGAAAUACCUAGAAAAUAUAGAUUGUUUACUGUUAGAAGUGUAAUUGAACAUCUAGAGCAGCCAUGGAUAAUCGAUUUGAUGCGGUAAAUGAAUUCGAUCGGGGAAAAAUUGUGAAAAUGGAAGUGGACUACUCAUCGACGUGCGAUGAGAAGAUUCCUUUGUGCAAGGAAAUGGCCAAGAAUGAGGCUAAAUUCCACGAAGCAAUUGAUAUUCUGCUGCAGCUGGAGAAGCAAACUCGCCUUGGGGCAGAUAUGAUCUCAUGCUCCAGGGUUCUGGUGGCUAUUUGUCAGAUAUGCUUCGAAGCAGGCAAUUGGAAUGCCCUGAAUGAGUACAUCUCAUUACUGGUGAAGCGUCGUUCGCAGCUUAAGCAAUCAGUGGUGAAGAUGAUCCAGGAAUGCGCAACAUAUGUGGACAAGACACCUGACAAGGACACGAAGCUCAAGCUCAUUAAUACGCUGAGAACAGUGACGGAAGGGAAGAUCUAUGUGGAAGUUGAGAGGGCACGACUCACACAAAUCCUGGCUGGGAUUAAGGAAGCCGAUGGGGACAUCUCAGGCGCUGCAAGCAUUAUGGAAGAGCUCCAGGUGGAGACAUAUGGAUCAAUGGCCAAGAGGGAGAAGGUUCAGUUGAUUCUGGAGCAAAUGCGUCUCUGCCUGGCCAAGCAGGAUUUCGUCCGCACUCAAAUCAUUGCCAAGAAAAUCAGCACGAAGUUCUUCGAUGAUCCCGAGCAGCAGGAUCUCAAAUUCAAAUACUACGGCUUGAUGAUUCGUCUGGAUCAGGAUUCAUCCUUCAUCCGGACAUCUCGGCAUUACCAGGCUGUCGUGGAUAGCGAAGUGAUCAGCAAUACGCCCGAAAAGAGGCAGAAGAUGAUGACCUUCGCCGUACUGUACUGCAUCUUGUCACCAUAUGACAAUGAACAGCAGGAUAUGAUGCACAAUCUGUCCAAGAAGAAGCUCCUCGAGGAGAUACCCAUCUACAAGGAACUCCUGCGCCUCUUUAUGUGCAAGGAGCUCAUCAACUUCAAAGCCGUAUCUAAUGUCUAUGGUCAGGAGCUACUGAGCUUUGAGAUUUUCAAUCAGGAAACUGCCCAUGGCAAGAAAUGCUGGGCUGAACUGAAGAAUCGUCUGAUUGAGCACAAUAUUCGAAUCAUCUCAAACUACUACACCCGGAUCAAUCUGCGACGCAUGAGUGAACUUCUCGAGUUGCCGGACAACGAAACCGAGGAUUAUCUCUCACGCCUGGUCAACAGUGGCACCCUCACGGUGAAAAUUGAUCGACCAUCUGGUGUUAUUCAUUUCGCCGCCAAGAAAGCCCCUUCGGACGUUCUCAAUGACUGGGCGUCCGGAAUCAAUGAACUCAUGAGUCUCGUCAACAAGACUUGUCAUCUCAUCAACAAGGAGGAGUGCAUUAACAAUGUCAUGAGCCCCUAAAGGACAUUUUUCUCCAAAAUCCAAUUUUUUUGCUAAAAUAAAAUCAUAACCUCAAAA
Messenger RNA from Phlebotomus papatasi, 1574 nucleotides. RefSeq names its product 26S proteasome non-ATPase regulatory subunit 12 (gene Rpn5). Gene Ontology annotation, cellular component: nuclear proteasome complex; proteasome regulatory particle, lid subcomplex; cytoplasm. The transcript has a single exon. Bases 150 to 1517 code for a protein of 455 amino acids. The record is from RefSeq and is a predicted model, not a curated record. NCBI's taxonomy places the organism in Eukaryota, Metazoa, Arthropoda, Insecta, Diptera, Psychodidae.